AUGUAUUCAAUUUGGUUAUUAAUUUUAUUAAUAGGUUCUCUGAUACAAAUCAUCUAUACGACAAAUCUACGUUGUAAUGAAGAUAUUAACGGAACUGUUCAAUUAAUUGAAAAUUGUCGUGCAUGUGUUAUAUUUAUCGAUACAAAAAAUAAUACAAAAAUAUCAUCAAAAAAAAUGCUUGUACAUAAUAAACCAUCAAUAAAAGAAUUAUUUUUUUAUGAUGAUAAAAAACGUUAUCGUCGUUAUAGUAAUACUAUUAUUCAUCAAAAAUGUGCUCAUGAAUCUGAUGGUCCAUUAUAUGGCUAUGAUCAAACAUAUUGUUAUUGUAAUUCAAAUCAAUGUAAUUUAAAUAUCCAACGAUGUAUCUAUGAAAUAGUAUCAAAACGUUAUUUUUCAUGUUAUCAUGGUUCUAAUACAAGUUAUUAUUCACUUGAAAUUAUUAAACAAUGUCGUAGUUGUCGUAUACGAAUUGAAACUGAUUUAACUUAUUAUUAUGAAUGUUUAACAUUUGGUGAACAAGAACAAACAAACAAUACACAUUGUACGUGUCAACAUCCAAUGUGUAAUCAAGAUUUUGCAAUAUGCCAACGUUUUCAACAGAUACCAAGUCAACCACGAGUAAAUUUAAUUCAUGCAAGCAUACUUAAUUCAACUAAGAGUACUUCUACCAAUACAAUAAUGACAAUAACAACAACAAUAACUACUACAAUAACAUCAAUGAUCAUUAAUUUGACAAAAAAUUUAAUGAUCUUAUCGAGUAGCAAUGAAACUGAAGCAGAAAUUUUGAUCGAAAAUUCAACAUUAAUUGAAUUAACUUCAGCAUCAUACAAUGAAACAUUAGAAAUUAAAACAACUAUCCUUGAGAUAAAAAAUCAUGCAAAUUAUAAUUCAUCAAAUUUUUUAAUGUAUUUCAAUCAAUUUUUGUUAGUGUGUUUUCUUUUUUUUGUUUUAACAUGUGAUCACUAA
Rotaria sp. Silwood1 is the source of this 966-nucleotide messenger RNA. The record is from the annotation of a GenBank genome assembly. Lineage: Eukaryota; Metazoa; Rotifera; Eurotatoria; Philodinida; Philodinidae.